This is a messenger RNA of Rubroshorea leprosula, 471 nucleotides long. The record is from the annotation of a GenBank genome assembly. Lineage: Eukaryota; Viridiplantae; Streptophyta; Magnoliopsida; Malvales; Dipterocarpaceae.
UUGCGAGUUGAAGUGCGAGCUGCUGACAGUUUCUCUCCCAGCUUUCUUCCUCUUUCCGAGCCAAACCUCUAACCCAAGAUUCCGACCAUGUCGUCCAAGCAGGGUGGCAAAUUGAAGCCUUUGAAGCAACCCAAAUCUGAUAAGAAAGAAUACGACGAGCGUGAUUUAGCUAAUUUGCAGAAAAAGAAGGAAGAGGAAAAGGCACUUAGCUAAGGGCAAAAGCAUCAAAAAAGGGUUCGUUUGGAGGGGCUGGUCUGAAGAAGAGUGGGAAGAAAUGAGCCUUUGAACUCCUGUUGUGGCUAGAAUCGUGUGUUCAGGUUACAAAUUCUAUCAUGGUGACAUCUUAUGUUUUAGUUUGAUGUUAUAAGACAUCGUUUGGGUUAUCGUGUGGUCUAGUUCAAUGCCUGACUUUGCUACAGAGCUUUAAGUCAAAUGUUGUUGUGUGAAACUCAAUAAAAUUUGUUUUUGUGC